Molecule: messenger RNA, 4593 nt
Organism: Naegleria fowleri
Lineage: Eukaryota; Heterolobosea; Eutetramitea; Acrasida; Naegleriidae
Exons: 2
Coding region: 1-4593 (1530 amino acids)
Biological process (GO): regulation of actin cytoskeleton organization; regulation of GTPase activity
Cellular component (GO): cytoplasm
Molecular function (GO): actin filament binding; calmodulin binding; GTPase activator activity
Source: RefSeq, a predicted model, not a curated record
AUGUCCGUCACCAAGAUGGAUCUCUCCAUUGCGGAGAAGAAGGCCUACGACUUUUUGGUUCGUCAAGAAGAAGCCAAACGUUGGAUUGAAGAACUCGUACAAGAAAACCUUCCACCAGGAACAGCAAACUUUGGUGAAAACUUGCGAGAUGGUAUCUUCUUGGCCAAGUUGGGAAAGAUCUUUGCUCCAAGUGCCAUCAAGAAGAUUAACACACCAAAGAGUGGAAGUGUGUUGGAAUUUAUGGCUGUCGAUAACAUUACUCAAUUCUUUGAAGCUUGUAAGAAGGUGAACUUUCCUGAUCACUAUGUGUUUGAGGUCACUGACUUGUGGGAACUCAAGAACAUUUACAAAGUCGUUCACUGUCUCCAUACCCUCUCUCUCCACUUGUAUCGUAAUGGUCUCGCCAUUCGUAUGCAGAACUUACAAAAGGCCAACUUGAAAUUCUCUCGUGAGGAAAUUGAAAAGACUCAAAAGUUGAUUGAAGAUAUUGCCGAUAAUGCCAUGGCUUUCCCAGUCGAUAUUGAAGAAGUUGGAGAUGAAGGAACUGACUCUUCGAUGGAUGAUGUCUUGGAAGAUUUGGCAGAUCCUUCCAUGUGUGAUGCCGAGGGAGAUGGUCUCACACGAGCUGUUGCUGGCGUUGAAGCUUCGUUUACCAUUACAGCUCGUGAUUCAGAUGGUCAAGUGUUAACUGAAGGAAAUGAAACAUUCCGUGUAACUUUGUUUAGUGUGAAUUUGGAAUCGUCAAGUGCUGAAAGUGGAAACAGUGAUGCAGCUGCUGCUUCUCAUGAACGUGUUGUCAUCCAAGCUCAAGUUAAGAAUAAUAACGAUGGUACUUACUCAGUAACUUAUACACCAGAGAAGGCUGGUCAAUACAGAAUGGAAUUGGUCUUGUGGGAUGAAGAGACUCAAGAAGAAGUUGAUCAAUUGUCAAAAGUCUCUCCUCAAAAUGUCACUGUCUUGUCAAAUCCAAAAUCAGACCCAUCCAAGAGCGUUUUAGAUGGAGCUGGUAUUGGUACAGCUGUUGCAGGUGUUAAAACUGAAUUCACCUUGACUUCAUUUGAUAAAUAUGGCAAUUUGGGUCGUGGUGGAGAAAAGUUUACUGCAAAACUCACCUCCGGUUCCGAAGAAGUUGAAUGUGACGUUGAAGAUUUGGGACAAGGAAAGUAUCGUUUCUCUUACGUGUGUCCAAAGAGCGGUGACUACUCAUUGAAUGUGAAAUUGGAAGAUGUUGAUGUUGCCACCAAGACUGUUGUCGUGAAGGAUGCUGGUAUUUCUGAUCCUUCUCGAACUGAAUUCAGUGAUAUUGACUCUGUUUUGGAUAAGAAAGCUGGUGAAGUUUCUAAAUUCACAAUUCUCGCCAAAGAUAAGCACGGAAACGAUCGUUCCUCAGGUGGUGAAAAGUUCCAAGUUUUCCUUUUGGAUCCACAAACCAAUCAAGUCCAUCUCCAAGCCGAUGUGAGAGAUUCCAACGAUGGUAAAUAUCAUGUGGAAUAUACUGCCAACACAAGUGGAAAGUAUUUGUUGCAAGUGAAACUCGGAGACGAACAAGUCACCAGUAAGAAUGUUUCCAUUCACGAUUCUGGUGUGACUGAUCCCUAUCAAACCACAUUCAGAGCUGCUGAAAAUUACAAACAUUUCCCAGCUGGUUGCCCUCUCCAACUCCAUGUCGAAGCAAGAGAUCGUUUCGGAAACAAGCGUGAAACUGGUGGUGACACUUUUAUUCUCCAAUUCACAUCGAAGGCUACUAUGGAAACAAUUUCUGGAGAUUUGAUUAAAUUCAAUGAUAACCAAAAUGGUGAAUACACCUUCGACUAUACCAUUGAACAAUCUGGUGAAUAUGGAAUGGAAGUUUUGUUGAAGGAAAAUGUUGAUUCUCGUUCUGAAGGUGGUAGUGAUUCAACAUCCUUGUUGAAGGCUUUCUUGAGAAAGUACAAGUAUACCAACAUUCCAGGAUUCCCGUCCACAGUUUUUGUGGACGAUAGUGGUCGUACAGAUCCACAACGAACUCAAUUUGCUGGAGAUGGUGUUUCCAAUGCUGUUCAAGGAAAAGAAUCCGAAUUUGUCAUCAAGACUAGAGAUAACUUUAACAAUAUACGUCAAACUGGUGGUGACAAGGUAGAGGUCACUGUUUCCAAUGAAGCCAGAAAGAUUGAUAUUGCUGCUUCUGUCAAGGACAACCAAGAUGGUACUUAUACUGUUGUUUACACACCAAAGGCAUCUGGAAAGACCAAACUCAUUGUCAAAAUUAAUGAUGUUUUAGUUGAUAAUGAUAUUUUGAGAGGUGGUGUAUUCGUUUCUCCUCCAAAUAUUGAAGAUACAUCCAUGCUUGAUACCAUUUUGGAUCAUGACUUAUUGUCUGCCUUAUUGAACGCUUUCAAGGUUGAAAAUGAUUCUGACAGUUUGAUUGAAAAGAUCCAAAAACUCCGUGAGGAACUCAUCAAACAAAUCAGAGAGAACACUCGUAUUGAAGAAAAUGUUCGUGACAAGGACAGAAAGAUUGCAUUACUCGCUGAAAAUAGAUACGAUGCUGAAACUAUUUUGAACCAAAAGGGAGGUAUUGUCGGAUUCUUCCAAAGAAGAAAGCAACGUGCUGCUGAAGAAAAUGCAAAUGUUGACUCAAAGGAUAAGUUCAACAUUAAGGACUAUGUGGACUAUUACAGCAGCUUGUUCUACUUGCUUCAAACUAAUCCAAAGUAUUUGGCCAAGUGUUUGUUCUUGGUUCCAGCUCGUGACAUGGACCAAUUCAUGCAAACUGUCACACUUACCUUGUACGGUUAUGCUUUCUCUCCUCGUGAGGAAUAUUUGAUUUUGAACUUGUUCAACGAAACACUUGCUCUCGAAAUUCAAAACAGUUCCAUUGAUAACUUCUUGAAUAACAAUCCAGUGUUGAUCAAGUUGGUCGUUAACUAUUGCCAUGAACGUAUUCAAGGUAAACAAUUCUUACAAAAGGUUCUCUAUGACAAGAUUUUGGAACCAAUCAUUGAAGAGAAGGAUUUGAAUUUGAAUCUUAAUGCUGUGACAAUUUUGAAGGAAAGAAUUUCACAACAAGAAGUUGAAACUGGUGUCAAGAGUGACAUCAAUAUUAAGGAUAUGACUUACGAAAAGGCCAUGCAAGACGAAUAUGUCAGCAAGUUGGUUCAACAACGUACAAAGAAGAUGAUUGACAUUUGUCAAAGCGUCUUGGACACUCUCAAUGACAACAUUGCUGAAUUGCCAUAUGGUUUGAGAUAUGUCUGUAGACAAUUGAAGACCAUGCUCACCAAGAAGAACCCAGAAGCUCCAGAGGAAGAUGUCAACCGUGUCGUUUCCUAUUUAUUGUUCUUUAGAUUCCUUAACGGACCUUUCUGCGGCUGUGAUGCUUACAACUUGACCAAGAAGAAGAUUUCUGCAAGCAUGAGAAACAACUUGGCUUGGAUUUCAAAGGUUUUGAUGCGUGUCUCUACUUUCAAGGAAUUUGACAAGACCUUUGAUAUUCAUUUCUGUGUCAUGAACGAUUGGAUUCAACAAGCCAUUCCAUCCUUUGUUGAUAAAUUCUUAAAACCAGCCAUCACCAUUCCAGAACCUGAGGAACAACUUGGAGUUCACCAAUAUAUUGAACUCACACAAAAGAAAUCUCCAACCAUCACCAUUACUUUGAAUGAAAUUGCUCAAACUCACAGUUUGUUAGUCAAGUUCAUGAACAGAAUUGCACCAGAUGAAAAGGAUCCAUUGCGUGAAGUCUUAGAAAAGAUGAAAGAUAAGGUUCCAGAACAAGUGGAAGCAUCCAAGAAUGAAGAAAUUAGUUUACCACUUCAAGUUCGAACCAAUAUUGAGAAUUUGGACCUCGAAAUGAAACCAGAACAAAUUUACGAACUCACCAAAGAAUGUUUCCGUACCUUGUUGCGAAUUAUUACUCCACAACAAUUGGGUGACAAUGUUGCUGAGACCAUUGAAAAGGCAGACAAGUAUGCUGAUGAAUUAAUGAAUGCCAAGUCAUCAGAUGGAGCUCAACUCAAGAGAAAGGUCGAAGAUUUGAGAAAGCACUUACCAAAAUUGGUUGAAUCUGAAGUUCUCUCCAAAGAAAAUGGUUAUAGAAAGUUGUUGACAGAUAUUACUAAGGAAAUUCAAAACAGAGGAGAAGUUAGAAAGAAGCAAGUUCGUGAAUUAGAACGUCUCUCUGACAGCUUAAAGUCCUUAAAGGAACAUCAAACUUUCCUCAAAGAAAAGGACAAGAGUUUGGAUGACUAUGUGCAACAAACUCUUCGAAACUACUUUGAAGGCAAAAACAAGAGAAAACAAAAAUCAGGAAAGAAACAAGUCUACAAAUUCAGUUACGAACAAUUAUACGAAAAGUAUAAAGUUAUUGCCGAAAUGACAGAAGGAGGAGUUUUGAAGAAGAAGAUCAAAUUCCACAUUAGUAUGGAUGAAGCCAAUCCAGGUUUCUUCACAGUGGAAGCUAAAUUGGCUGGUGCUGAAUUGAAGACCAUUAAUUUGAGAUUGGACGAACUUUUGGAUAAGCGAGGAAAAGGUGAACAAUUGCUCAAGCUUGAUGGUGUUUCGUUGAAUGUUAACAUGACCAUUCACAUGAUGAACAAACUCUUUGCUUCCAAGUAA